UCUUUCCGUUCUGGCCUAAUCCAAAUCGAGCCCCGACCCAAUCUCGUCCGAUUAGAUGGGGGAAGACCACACAGGAAGGAAGCCCGGCGGCGGCGAGCUUCCCGCUGUGGAAGGCUGCGUAGCCUCAGCUUCGCCGUUUCCUUCUCCGGCCAGUAGAGUCUCGUCCCUUUCCCUUCACGUCUGGCCUCCAUCGCAGCGGAAGCGAGAUGCUGUGAUCCGGCACCUGAUCGAUACCCUCGUCACCCUUUCCAUCCGCUCUAAGCGGUACGGAGUCCUCCCCCUGGAGGAAGCCUCCUCCACCGCUCUCCUCAUCGAGGAGGAAGCCUUCGCCGCUGCCUCCGCCGCGGCCAGCGGCCUUGUCGCUUCCGAGGACGAUGAAGUGGAGGUCCUACAGAUCUACUCAAAAGAGGUCGGCGACUGCAUGAUAAAGUUCAUGAAGGAGAGAGCCGUUUCCGCAUCCUCUCACUCCAUCGACGGGGACGGCGCUUCUUCGAAUCUGACUCCCGACGAUUCCUCCCACUCGGACGUUAAUGCUGAAGUAUCCAAUUUGGCGUCUUCAAUGGGCAAAAUGGUGAUUGAGCUCUGUACUUCCACCUCAGUUCCUUCCUUCACUUCUCCGAGUCCCAAUCACCAGCCUGAUAUGCCUCCUACUGAGAGGGAGGAGGAGGUGCAAGGCAAAGGAGAAUCAACAGGGGGAAGCUUGGAAGGCGAGAAAGGAAUACUGGUGCCUUACAUGAGGGAGCAUGUACCCACCUACCAUGGCUGGAUGCAGGAUCCUGCCAUCCUCACCGCCACCGCCUCUGAGCCACUUACUCUUGACCAGGAGUACCAGGUCCACUCCUCCUGGACCCAUGAUCCCCAGAAGCAUACUUUUAUAGUGCUAGAUAAGCAGUUGAUUCAAGGUGGUUAUGUCCCUGGAAAUCCCCAUGUCGAAGCUAUGGUUGGCGAUGUAAAUAUAUACAUGAACAAUCCGGAUGACUUGCAAAAGGCAGAAAUAGAAAUCAUGAUUGCUGAACCCAAAAGCCGUCAAAAGGGACUUGCUAAAGAAUCUAUCCUGAUGAUGAUGGCUUUUUCCGGGGAGGAAUAUGGAAUUCAUACUUUCUGUGCAAAAAUUGGUGAAUCAAAUACAGCAUCGCUGAAUCUGUUCAGAAAAUUGGGUUUUGUGGAUAUAUCAUACAGUGAAGUAUUUAAGGAGGUUACUCUAGAGCUGCCUAGUAGAGGGAUCUUUCCAAUAAAGAGUCGGCAAGAUACCAAGGCACAAAAUGUUCCAAUUGAGUUCUGAUCCUGCACCGAGAUUCUCCUGGAUGGCUCGCCGAGCUGGCUUAUGCUUUGACCACUGUUGCCAAGAAGACAAGGGAUCACCGCCGCCAGGAAUAUCUGCAAACAAAGGUGUUGGGAUGUGGCUGGCGUUUACACUCCGACACUCAAAUCAAAUCAAAAGCAGUAGUAAGAAGAGGAACUUAAAAUAAUAGAGAGUUUAGCAAUGGAGAUGAACCUCCCUCUGCUUUCGUGAUGGAGAUACCUUUUCAUACUGUUGUAGAUGGCUCUUCUUUUUUCCCUGCUUGAUGAUGACAUAUUAAUUACAGACAAAAUAUGAAGUAUUUCAUUUGAUUACUUCUUCACAUUAAUGAUGUAUGUAUUAAUUUUAUUAAUUAAGGAUGAAAUAUCCUCUUUUAUUC
Molecule: messenger RNA, 1679 nt
Organism: Zingiber officinale
Lineage: Eukaryota; Viridiplantae; Streptophyta; Magnoliopsida; Zingiberales; Zingiberaceae
Exons: 8
Coding region: 56-1282 (408 amino acids)
Biological process (GO): protein acetylation
Molecular function (GO): N-acetyltransferase activity
Source: RefSeq, a predicted model, not a curated record